Mangifera indica (mango) is the source of this 1725-nucleotide messenger RNA. RefSeq lists its product as uncharacterized. The transcript has 6 exons. The record is from RefSeq and is a predicted model, not a curated record. Gene Ontology annotation, cellular component: chloroplast thylakoid membrane; chloroplast envelope. Bases 111 to 1421 code for a protein of 436 amino acids. NCBI's taxonomy places the organism in Eukaryota, Viridiplantae, Streptophyta, Magnoliopsida, Sapindales, Anacardiaceae.
GUUUCGUCAACUAAUAAUUUUAUCCUCUGGUCUGGUGAAAUUUGAGCACAGUAGGUUACUCUUUGCUUUAUCAUUUGGAUAUCUUCUCUGCUCAACAGCCGAGUAACGCCAUGGCCAAUCUUUUAAGUUCUAAGUUAUCAAUUUCCACCACUAAACCAUCUCUCUUUAACACCGACAGCAACCACCGCCCUCUUCUCUUUCCUUUUUGUGAAUAUUCAUCUUUAACAACGCCCAUACUUCCUUUCACUUCCUCUUCCUCUUCCAACCUCAAAACUAGGCAGCCAACUUACUGCUCCAAACCAAAGACUCAUCGCUCUAACCAAAAUUUCAGUACUAAUGUAUCUAGCGUGGCUAAUGCUGAAGUGGGGGAGGAGCAGAUAGAAAAGGAAGUUGCUAAGGGUUACACUUUAACUCAAUUUUGUGAUAAGAUGAUUGAUGUGUUCUUGAAUGAGAAGCCUAGAGUUAAAGAAUGGAGAAAGUAUUUGUUGUUUAGAGAAGAGUGGAACAAGUAUAGAGAGAGCUUUUAUAACCGGUGUCAAACACGGGCAGACGAGGAAACCAAUCCUACUAUGAGGGAAAAAUUGGUCACCCUGGCUAGCAAAGUGAAGAAGAUUGAUGAUGAAAUGGAAAGGCAUAGUGAUCUUCUUAAGGAGAUAAAAGACAACCCUACUGACAUAAAUGCAGUAGUUGCGAGGCGACGCAAAGACUUUACAGGGGAUUUUUUCCGCUACCUGAUUCUAUUUUCAGAAUCCAAUGACAGUCUGGAAGAUCGUGAUGCUGUGUCCAGACUGGCAACCAGAUGUUUGUCUGCCGUCAGUGCUUACGAUAACACACUGGAAAGUGUGGAUACACUAGAUGCUGCCCAGGCAAAAUUUGAUGAUAUCCUCAACUCUCCAUCUAUAGAUGUGGCUUGUGAUAAGAUCAAAAGCCUUGCCAAGGCAAAGGAACUUGACUCUUCAUUGAUUUUACUGAUUAAUAGUGCUUGGGCUUCUGCAAAAGAAUCCACAACUAUGAAGAACGAGGUUAAAGACAUUAUGUAUUGCCUAUACAAAGCCACAAAGAGCAGUCUUAGGAGCAUUGCGCCCAAGGAAAUAAAAUUACUCAAGUAUUUACUAAACAUCACAGACCCUGAAGAACGAUUCUCAGCAUUGGCAACAGCUUUUUCACCUGGCAGUGAACCUGAAGCCAAAGACCUUAAGGCAUUAUACACCACUCCCAAGGAGCUGCAUAAAUGGAUUACAAUAAUGCUUGAUGCGUACCAUCUGAACAAGGAAGAAACUGACAUUAGGGAAGCUAAGCAGAUGGCUCAACCAGUAGUUAUCCAAAGGUUGUUCAUCCUCAAGGAAACUAUUGAAGAAGAAUACUUGGAAAAAAACACACAUCAAGAUCAAAAAGUGCAAACAGAAGAGUUCAGUCUUUAAUAAAGUAUGUCCUAUCCUCCUUAAAAAUACCUCUUGUGUUUGCCUAUGCAGUGUGGGUGAAAGUUGUUUCUUGGUACAGUUUUGGGUUGUGAGCCAAAAACACAGUGCCUCAUUGAUGAUGAGGUAAAUUUACUUUGUUCUGUUUUGGUGGAGCUUUCAUGAGUGGAGUUCAUAAAUGAUGAUCCACAGUUUUGUUUUGUAUUGAAGUUGUAGGUGCGUAUUGGUUGUUUUGAUGACAAGAAAUAUUGCAGAUUGGAAUGGUGUAACAUAAUGUAUAAUUUAUGAGAAAAAUGUUAUUAGCUUA